This is a messenger RNA of Ceratitis capitata (Mediterranean fruit fly), 8060 nucleotides long. RefSeq names its product protein encore (gene enc). Lineage: Eukaryota; Metazoa; Arthropoda; Insecta; Diptera; Tephritidae. The transcript has 17 exons. The record is from RefSeq and is a predicted model, not a curated record. Gene Ontology annotation, molecular function: nucleic acid binding. The coding region runs from base 1633 to 7875 and encodes 2080 amino acids.
CAUCAUUCCAUUUUUGCAUUCACAAUUCUAUAUUCUUUAUGUAUAAAUUCGUCUCAUUCUAGUUUUGCAGUGCAUAGGUGAAUUCGUUUCUGCAGAGUGAAUAAAUAGUAAAAAAAAUAGUGAAUAAUUUUUGUGCCAAUUUUUUAAACUAAAAACAAACACGGAGAUAGAACCUUGUAAAGCUGCGAAAACAUUUUGUAGAAAAAUCCAAACGCUUGCUGGAAAGACCGGUGUUAGCUGCAAUUGGAGUGCAGUUUCCCAUUUUUUUUGCAAUAUUUUUGCCAAAAAUAUGCAAGCGAAAAAACGUUGUGAAAAGAAUUACAAGAAAAAAACAACAAUGAAUUAGAAUAUAGAGGGAAGUGUAGUGUAUAUCGAGCAGCCGUUGUGUAUAUAGUGAAACAAUAGUGCGCCGAGCUGCGAAAUUGCAAGAACUGCAUUAGAGCAAAGGGAAUAAAUUAAUAAUGGAAAACGAUUGCUCUAAUUUGUGAAUUUGGUAUGCUUAGAUUGUUGUCAAAGUUAUCUUGAAAGCAAAUUUCACGGCUCAAAUAUACGAAAUCACUGCUUUUGCUAACUGGUGGCAGUUUAUUACACUGCAGCAGUGAUAGACAAUCACGGGCGAGUCGUAUAAAACAAAAAGAAAAAAACAGCAACAACGCUUGCAGCUCUCCGUCGCGUCGCACAAGGGUACGAACGACGAAGACGGAACUACAGCAGCGCGGAAGAAGCAGCUGAUUUUCCAUCUUGUUCCGGCGGUAGUGGUAGUAGUGGUAGUGGUGGUGGUGGUGGUGUUGGUGCUGCUUCUGCUGUUGUCUCGCAGUUGCGCUGACUGCGGCAGAGUUUACAACUUGUCAAGCAAGAAGUGAAGGCAACAAAACAAAAGAAGUGAGAGAGUAUAUACAACAAAAAAAAUUUAAAUAAAUUCUAGUCAAACUCGAGAACAAAACAAACAAAAAAUAAAAUAAUAUAAAUAAAUAGAAAACUAAAAAGUGCACGGAUAAAAGUGGCAGCCGAAGAGAGAGCAAGGAAGUGUGUGUAUGUGCAAAAAAGUGAUUAUAAAUAUAUAUAUAUGUACAUAUAGUUAUAUACAGUAUACACAUGAAAUAAUAAGAAACUUUAAAGUAACCGCCAAACAUUCAAUAAAAUGACUUUACAAGCGCUUUUCUCUUCACGCGCCAAUUUGUCACCUUCGCUUUGCGUGCAUUCUUCGCUCGACGCUUUGUGCUCUACACCCGCAGAGAGGAUUACGCCGUUGCUAUCAACAGCAGUCAUGCAUAGCGCUCAAUACCUGGAAUUUAAGGCUUUGCGUGUUGUGGAAGUGUAAAAGUUUAAAGAGCGGAGCCGGGUUGUGUAUACGAGUUUGAAGGCCGUUUCUAAAGACUUCUGCGUAACUGAGCUAAACAGUUUGGCGUCACUUCUUCAAUGUAAUGUACUUAAACGUUUUCGCUGUUUUAUGUGAAUAUAAACAUACCAUAUAACAACAACAAUAACGUGCUCGCUCUUUGUGUACAGUAUUAGUCGUGUUUUAUGCAUAGACAUAAACAAAAAUAUUUACAACUACAAAAUAAAGCAAGACAGCGAAAUUUCGCCUUUUCAGCGGCCAUAAAAUUGAAUUUAAAUAAAUGAACUGUGAUUAUGAGUUCCACAAAAUCGCAAGUAGCUAUCGCUACAAAUAUUCCAAAUCUAUCAUCGUCAUCACAAUCUCAAAAAGAGUACAGUACUGAAGAGCCUCUCGGACGGCAAAAUAGUUUUGGCAAUAAUCGCAGAGGCAACAUGAAGGGCAAGCAUUUGACGCGUAGUCACGCCAUGCGCGAAGCCACAUCGCCACCGCGCACACCGACACCACGUGCCGAGCACGGACAGGUGUCACCGAACGGUCAGUCGUCGAACAAUUACCAACAACAACAACAUCACCAUCCAGCACAGCAACAGCAGCAGCAUAUAGAUGGCAAUGAGAAUGCACACAACAACAAUAAUAGCAAUAUUAAUAGCAGCAAUAAUAAUAAUAACAACAACAACAAAUUGCAUGCACAAUCAAAUGCAGCCCGUGGCAAUUCACCGAUAAUCGAAGCGCCAGCCGUGAUUGUAACUAGUCAGCAUAAUCAGCAGUCGCAACAGCAACAACAACAGCAAACGAAUGUUGCAUUAUGCAACGAAGCCGAGUUCCCCAAGCUAACACCGCCAAAAUCGACAAAGGGCGGCGGAGGCGGCAGUGGUGGUAGCGGUGGAGGUGGUGGAGGCAGCGGCGGCGGCGGUGGUCAGCGUAACAGCAAUAAUAACAACAGCAGCAAUAGCAAUAACAGUAAUAGUAAUGGCGUCGCCGAUGGCGGCAAUAACAAAAUAGAAUAUAACAACAAUAAUGGCAGAAAAUCCGCAAGCGGCAGUGUAAAUGGCGGUGGAAAUGGCAGCGGCGGCGGCGGCGGCGCUGUCUCUUAUGACUCAACAAAGAGCGCUAGCAGUGGCAAUGGCAACAGCUGCAACAACAAACAUCAGCAAUACAAUGCCAGCAAUGCUCUACACCAAGCGCUCAAUGUGGGCGAAUCGGGUGCGCGUGGCGGCGGCGGGGGCGGCAGUGGUGGCGCUGGUACAUCGCUGCACAAUUCCGGCAUGAACUAUCAGCUGAAUGCCAAUGACAGCCAACAGCAGCAGCAAACACAUCAUCAGAUCACCUACGACAAGGAGAACCGCUGCCCACGCAACGACAGUCAGAACAGCAGCAUGUCUAAUAUGCAUGAUGACGAUUCGCCACAACAGCAGCAACAGCAGCACUAUGAGCGUCAAGGUGGAGGCGGCGGCGGCGGUGGUGGUGGUGGAAAGAAGCAUCGCACCAAUUCCAACUCGAAAGGCAAUAAGCCGCGCUUGAAGAAUAUCGGUGGCUCAUCUUCGGGCAGCGUAGAUGGUGGCAACUCGAAUAGCAACAACACAUCGGGCUUCAUUUCAAGAGUUUUCAACAACUCAGAGAACUCGAGCGAACAAUUUACGGAUCAUGGCGGUACCGAUUUGUUCAGCUUCUUCAAGGAGACACUCAAUAAGCAUCCGAAAGAUCGACACUUCCUACUGAAGGUGGAGAAGGACCUAACCGAAUUUGUGCAGGAGAAGAGUCGCGGUGAGUUACGCUUCCCACCGGCUUCGUCGUACAACCGCAUGCUGAUCCACCGCACAGCGGCCUUCUUUGGCAUGGAACACAAUGUCGAUACCGAGACUCAGCAGUGUGUAAUUGUUGCGGCCACCAAGAGUACGCGCAUACCCGAGAUUCGUUUCAAAUCUUUGGUGCGCGAUCAUCGUGAUGACACACGCAAGUCAAUAUUGAAACGCGACACGCACAGUUUCGAUGAAGCACGUCAAAGCAGUUACCUAUGCCCGGAUCGUGGCAGCAUGCUGGAUCGCAAAGCCAAAAGUUUUGAGGAGCGCGAGGAAGACUAUGAGCGUGCGCGCAGUCGUAUAUUCAACCGCAGUCAAAAUGACAAUGGUGAGGGCAUGGAUGAUGGCUAUAUGAAUGUGAGCUGGACACAAUCGGUGGAGCACCAACAACAGCAGCAGCAACAUCCACAAAAUCGUUCACGUCCGAAUGGGAAAAUGAUGAAGAUGCAGAACUCUAACGAAUCACGCGAUGGCCGUAGCGGCGGUGGCGCUGUACCGAAAUCACACAAUUUCAAUAAUUAUAGCGGUGGUGGUUCGCAAGGCGGCGGCGGCGGUACACCUCUGAUGCGCGGCGACUCCGGCAGUUCGAGCAAAAAUGGUGGCUCCGGCGGCGCGCGUUCGUACUCGAAACAAGAUUCUGCAGGCAGCAACAACACGCCAUGGCGUCUAUCACCAUCUAGCAGCGGUUAUAAAACUCAGACACAAUCGUUGUAUUCCGAUUCGGUAACACCAUCACCCAAUGGUUAUUGUAGUGAAGAUCAAGCAACGGAGCCGCAAUACAUGCUGACAACGGACGGUAUACCGGUGUGCCAAUUACCAUCACCAGCCCACCAUAUAACGCCACAUCUGCAUUUGGUGUGCGGUGCCGGCAUACUGCCAGCGCAUUGCUCCGAUGCGACGCUCACGCCAACGCCGACACCAUCAAUGGAGGACGUCGCGCCGCUACUGCCGAAUCGUGGUCUGGUGUGGGCCGUCACGGACAUUUCGAGUGUGCCCAAAGGCAGCGUGCUAAUCAAUCCGCAAACAUUGCAACCAUUUGUUAACCAAGACGGUUCAAUUUAUCACUUUGACCCGUCCAAUCUGCCACCCAAUCAACAAACAACGUACCAUCCAAAUCAAGGCAACAGCAACAACGCCAGCUAUGCACAACAACCGUCGCCACAGCAACAGCAGCAGCAACAACAACAAGUGCAAGAAAUCACCACAAAGAAGCAUAAAAGUACACAACAGUUGUCAACACCAUCACCAAUUGACUCGCCAGCAACAACACCAACACCACAAAUACAUUUGCAUUGUAAAAAUGUUGCCUGCAAUGAAGGUGUAGUAGUCACUAUACCGCUAGCCGAGUCUGUAUCUGAGUCCUCAACACAAACGGUAGCAAUGUGUGGCGAUAUAAAUUGCGAUGGUAUUGGCCUGGAAAUGCCUAUCAACGCUACCGAAGAAGCCUCUACCCAAUCGGGCGGUGAUGAAUGUGACAAUACAUCGGCCACUGGCUGUUUGAGCAUUACCACCACAACUUCCACCAAAAGUUAUGAUCGCAUUGAGGUGCAAAAAUUUAAAAACCAAGCAACUAGUCCGAAUAUACCCGCUGAUAAGGAUGAGUUGCCAAAGCAGCGUGAGAGUACCACAGCUUUGGAAGGUUCAACAGUGCGCGAUCAACAACCAGUGAUUGUGUCACAGCCAACUGUACCGCCACCACCAAGUCAAACGCCCACAAAUAGUGUCAAUAUGCCGUUGCAUCGUGAGACACCACAUUCUGCGCGCUCAACACCGUUCAGUAGCAGUGAGUCAACACAAGCGAAAAAUCGCGCUUCCGAAGAACCCAAACCCACAGCGUGGACAUAUACUCAAAGCUACCAGGCACCGGAUGGCUCCACCGUCUUUCAUACGACCACAACACCCAGUGGCACGCCAUAUUGCACCACGACAUAUCAGCAGGGGCCUGAUGGUAGCGUUUAUGCCAUUCCACAGGGCAUGGUCUAUGCCUAUCCGCCGCCAGUUGUAAGCCACGCCCCACAGAAACAGUUGAAAUGUCAAUUCAAUUCGUUGUCUGUUUUACAGGAGGGCGAAGUGCAGAGCUAUUUCAUGCCUGUCUUUGAUCCAAAUCAACCGCGUACCGAUGCCACCGGCCUAAUACCAACCGGAGCGCAAGCCAUAUACCCGUCAGCCGCCGCAGCCGCUGGGAGUACAGCUACAAUGGUACCCGUUGCAGCUGCAUAUCCGACUGCACAAUUCGCCACCGCCAACGGUACGCCCAUCUAUCCGGGUCAAUUGAUUUAUUCGAGUGAUCAAUUUGCAACCGGUGCUGCUACGGUCGCUGCUGCAGCGCCGGCGAACGGACAACUGCAGCAGAUACCGAUGACCACCUAUCCGAUUGGAUAUCCGUAUGCAUAUAAUGGCUACUGGGGCCAACCGAUGACAUAUUAUGUGCCACAGCAGGCGCUCACGAACGCUGUUGCCGCCACCCCACUAUUGCCAGCUCCGCCACAGCCACAAGGACCAACAACAGCAACCGCCCAAACUGUGGCUGGCCCACACCUCACUAGCGGUAUCAACAUAGCAAAUGGCCUUGUUGCAGCUACGGCGGCGGCUGGACCGCCGUCUAACACCACCGUCGGGGCGUUAGGUAGUAGCAGUGGUAAUAGUAAUGUCAGUGGAGGUAUCCACGCUGCGGGUCAUCAUGUUGUCAAUACCUCCGCGUCCUCGAGUAGCUAUCAGACACAUAGCGGUACAACGUAUUAUGGUACGGGGCGUGUAAAGCGGCCAACAUCUUCACACUACACCGGUCAUCAGAGCGGCGGCCAUCAACUGGUUACGGCAGCUAUCCCAAGUAACGGCAGUGCAACUACCACAUAUCAAUUAGGACACGCAGUACCCACUCUCACACUGGCGCCUGCACCGGGUAGUGCAGCAGCAGCAGUCGCCGCCGCCGCCGCAGCAGCAGCAGCAGUGAACACAUCAACAGAUCUCAAUGUCGGCAGUGCAGCUACACCAGCCACAACCAUGUACACGCUGCCACAACAUGCGGCGCUCCUGCAUGCUAACAUAUUCCCAUAUGCGCCCGCUUCAGCUGCAGCCGCUGCCGCCGCUGCUGCCGCAGGCUCAGCUACAGGUUUAGCUGCCGGCACACCACCAGUGCACACACCGGGCGCACCACCAACGGCAACGCCACAGUUAGCUGCUGCGAGCAUGACUGGCGCUGCAGCUCAUGCACAACCAACAAAUGCUGUGAUCACCCCAUUCUACGCUCAUCACCCGCCCAUGACAGCUGCCGCACAUCCCACACACGGCAGCGCCACCGUGCAUACGCCCGGACCAGCUGCCAUACCAAUCGUCGAUCCCAGCACGCUGACGGCAAUCUCACAUCCCACACCGACCGGUGCAAACAGUUCGAAUAAUGUGACGCCCGCAUACAGCGGCUGCGGUAGCGCCUCACAAUCAGCGCCCAGCACGCCACACUCCGUGCCUACUCAAACAGCGCAGCGCAAUCCGCCACUUUUCUCCACACCGCCCAUCAUGAACUCGAAUGGCGGCAGCAACAACGGUGGCUACAGCGGCAGUUCCACACCGCAAUACUACACUGUGAGCACUGGUGGCGAUGGUGGUGCCACACUAAUGAGCAGUCCACAUGGCAACUCUUAUGUACAACACGAGAAGCGCAACAACAACAAUUCGAAUAUGAAUAACAGCAAAAAGCCGCCAGCAUAUCCAAGCAACUCUCUGAGUCGGCAGAACUCGUCAUCCUACAAUGGCGGUGGCGCCUCAAACGGCAAACCGCCUCUAUUAGGCGGCAACAACGACACACGCGCCUCGCCAAAUAGCGGCGGUGGCGGAUAUCAAGGCUCACGACCGCACGGCAUGAACAAACGUGGUGGCGGCGACAAACCUCAAACGCCACUACUCAGCGGUCCACCCAGCUAUGGCAGCGGUCCUACCGUUUCAGUCUUAAACAGCAAUAACAACAGCGGUUACCACGUACACCACAACAAUACGCAAGUUGAUGCCAAACCGCCAAUACGUCUGAAUGCCGGCGCGGCUACUUUCCGUCAAAAGGGUAGUGGCGCCGGCGUUGGUGUCGCCUACGAAUUUAGGCGCAGCGCCUCACAGCGUAACUCCCCUGGCACGGCCACCAACAGCAGCAGUAACGACAACAGCAGCAACACAUCGCCGAAUAGUAUAGUAGGUUCAACCGGCGGUGGUGCCAAUACGCCCAAUUGCUAUGCCACCACAGCUACGGGCUACGGUGGGGAUCAUCAAACUGUGGCCACCGCAACUGGCACGCCACUGUACAUAGCGUCAGCACGUGGCGCACACAUUCCACCACAACUGCAACACGGUGGUAUGGUGGCGGCCGCCGCUGCUGCUGGCGGCACGGCAGCCGGUCUAGCGGGCACACAACAAGCCACCACAGCGGCGGUGUUGGGUGGUGCGGCGGCAGCUGAGGUAGCAAAUGCGGCAGCAGCAGCUGUGGCGGCAACCGUAGCGCAUCAUCAGCCUUUGCUGAGCGCUUACCAGCCAGGUGCAUCGGGCGUUUACAUCAAAUACGGACAGACGUAUUAUGCACAUCCCUCAGUCGCUCUACCAAAUAGCCGACGUUCGCCCUCAACAGAGCUGCGACCUGCGAUGGCGCCCGUCGCUGGCAUGUAUCCAACCGUCAACAUGAUGAUACCAGCUGCGCCACGACACACGCAAGGACGUCAUCCGAACCCCAACUAUAAGGGCAAUCGACCACGUUAAGAACAGCGCUGCUGGUACACAGUCAGCAGCACGUAAAAAACAAAAAUAAAACAACAAAAAAUCAGUGCAAGCAUUGCCAACAACACACGCUGCGCGCAACUGCAAAGGAGGAAUACAUGCAAACGAUGACGCUAUACCAAAACCUAAAAUUAAGUUUAAGCUAAAAACAAACAAAAAAAAAAAAA